AUGGGUAAAAAAGUAAAGAAGGAAGUAGAGCCUCCACCCAAGGAUGUGUUUGAUCCUUUAUGGAUUGAAAGCAAAACAGCAGCAACGGUUGUGCUAAUGCUUGGUUCUCCUGAGGAGGAAGUUUUGGCCAAAGCAUGUGAUGCUCUGUAUAAAUUUGCAUCAAAAGGUGAUGAAAACAAAGUGACACUUCUUGGUCUUGGAGCAGUGGAACAUCUCUAUAAACUCAUCUCACACGAAGAUCCAAUUGUACGCAGAAAUGCCAUCAUGGUAUUUGGCAUCAUGGCUUCUAAUCAUGAUGUCAAGAAGUUACUGAGGGAACUGGAUGUCACAAAUUCACUUCUAUCACAGCUGGCGCCAGAAGAAGAUGUAGUUAUCCAUGAAUUUGCUACUCUGUGUCUAGCACACAUGGCGGUUGAAUAUACUACUAAAGUACAAAUAUUUGAGCAAGGUGGAUUAGAACCGCUUGUCAGACUGCUAGGUAGCCCUGAUCCUGAUGUUCAGAAGAAUUCAGUUGAAUGUAUCUACCUCCUGGUGCAGGAUUUUCAAAGCCGUGCUGCAGUUCGUGCACUGAAUGCAAUUCCACCCUUGCUGGAACUACUGAGAUCUGAAUACCCAGUUAUUCAGUUGUUAGCCCUUAAAACCUUAGAAGUAAUUAGCAAAGACAGAGAAACCAGGAUAAUACUGGGAGAGAAUAAAGGAUUAGAUUGUCUUCUGAAGAUACUGGAAACCGAUGAAUUCAGCGAUCUACAUGUGGAAGCUCUUGCCGUGUUGGGAAAUUGUCUGGAAGAUGUGCAUACUCUGCAACUGAUUCAGCAGACAGGAGGCCUUAAAAAGCUACUUUCAUUUGUAAGAGUCUCUACUGUUCCCGAUAUUCAGGAGAAUGCAGCAAAGGCAAUUACCAAAGCAGCUUAUGACUCUGAAAACAGAAAAAUCUUAAAUGAGGAAGAGGUUGAGAAGUGUCUCAUAAACCUUUUGGAAACUGAUAAUGAUGGAGUUAAAGUUGCUGCUUCCCAAGCAAUUUCUGCCAUGUGUGAGAAUUUAGCUAGCAAACGUGCAUUUGGACUUCAGGGGAUUCCCCAGCUAGUACAGUUGCUAAGCAGUGACAAUGAAGAGGUAAAAGAAGCUGCAGUGACAGCAUUAGCUAAUUUGACAGCAGCCAGUCCUAGUAAUGCAAGCGCUGUUGCUGAGGCUGAAGGAAUUGAGCCAUUAGUAAAUACCUUGAACGCUCAGAGAGAUGGAGCCAUUGCUAAUGCUGCCACAGUGCUAACAAAUCUGGCCAUGCAAGAGCCAUUCCGUGUAAAAAUCCAGAACUGUGGUAUUAUGAGUGCGCUUGCAGAACCGUUGCGCUCGACCGACAGCCAAGUGCAAAGCAAAGCAGCAUUGGCUGUGGCUGCAUUUGGUUGUGAUGCAGAUGCAAGAACUGAGUUAAGAAAUGCAGGUGGACUGGGACCACUCAUUGAAUUGCUGCAUACUAAGAAUAAAGAAGUCAGAAGAAAUGCCUGUUGGGCUGUUAUGGUCUGCGCAAGUGAUGAACUAACCGCCAUUGAACUAUGCAGGCUAGGUGCUUUAGACAUCCUAGAAGAAAUUAAUCUGUCACCAGGACGCAAAAAUAACUUCAGUGAGGCUGCUCUGGAAAAGCUACUUGAUAACAAUCUUUCCCAAAAGUACAGCCAGAUGGGAUAUUUAUCAUCAAGUAACAUCAUUACUGAUGGAUUCUAUGAUUGUGGUCAGAUAAAACCUGGCGUGAAAUUUUCAUCUUUGGAGGAAUUGAGUAUGCAAGAGCUUACUGACCGUCGGGCCAUAAUCUUCAUUAAUGCUAAACCACGAGAAGAUGUCCUUGCAGUAGAAGAAAAGGCACAAGAUUCAUCUUAUGAGCAGACUGUCUUGUCACCUUCUCUUUCAAGAAAAAGUAGUAGAGAAAAAGCAAGAAAAGGGAAGGGGAAAAAAGAAGAGGACAAAAUGAAAGAAGUUACUCAGAUUAUAUCUAAAGUCCAGGAUGAAAUAAAUCUAGAAAAUCUACAUUGGAUACCACCACCUGACUUCAUUUUACUGGAUUACAUUAAUGAUGCUUCUAAAACAAUUCCAGCACUAACUACUACCCGGGAACAGGUUGUGGCUCUUGCACAGUUUGUUGCAGACAAGAUGGGUGGCCCCAUUGAAAGAGACAAACUACAUGACUUCAGCUGGGAACUUCACAUAAGUGAAAUAGAAUUUGAACUGAAAUGCAACGUUGUGCCUAUCGGGAAAGUCAAAAAAGGGACGUUCUAUCACAGGGCUUUACUUUUCAAGGUGAUAGCAGACAGAAUUGGCGUUGGCUGUAGUUUAGUUCGCGGCGAGUAUAACAGAGCUUGGAAUGAAGUUAAAUUGGUUGAUGAUUCCCCUCAAGGAAUAGCUGGGCUUCUGCUUCCUCCUCAGGAGUAUAUUCAGUACUCUAGACAUCAGAAUGAAAAAGAACUCUGGAGACAAAAUACAGGAUAUACUGUCAGAACUGAGUGGAAGGUGAGGAUGUGUUUCUUAUCAUUGCUAUGUAGCAGGUAG
Egretta garzetta (little egret) is the source of this 2538-nucleotide messenger RNA. It is a transcript of the gene ARMC3, whose product is annotated as armadillo repeat containing 3. Bases 1 to 2538 code for a protein of 845 amino acids. Gene Ontology annotation, molecular function: protein binding. The transcript has 18 exons. The record is from RefSeq and is a predicted model, not a curated record. Lineage: Eukaryota; Metazoa; Chordata; Aves; Pelecaniformes; Ardeidae.